UGACCGGAUGGUGUUUGUGUAGAGGAAGUUUUGCUUGCGAGUUUUCCGUCCGUUUCGACUGCCUGGGUAUUUAGUUGAGGCGUUUUGUUAUUAUACGAUAUGAUAUUGGUGUAAACUGCAUUACUGGGAAGCGCACAAGUAUUCAAAAAGUGAAUAAAAGCCCGAGCUGAAGAGGCGGGGUUUUAGCACUUUAGAGUAACCCGAGAGCACCUUGCUGCUAAGCUAACGUUACUGAGCUCGCUAGUGCGGCUAGCAUUAGCCUCUGGUCUGCGUUGAAUUGAAGGGGCUCUUCAAGCUCACGAAGCCAUGGGGAACCGGGGCAUGGAAGACCUGAUUCCCCUCAUCAACAAGCUUCAAGACGCAUUCAGCUCCAUUGGCCAGAGUUGUAAUUUAGACCUUCCUCAGAUCGCGGUGGUCGGUGGACAGAGCGCUGGAAAAAGCUCGGUCUUGGAGAAUUUCGUUGGCAGGGACUUCCUUCCACGUGGCUCAGGCAUUGUGACCCGCAGACCUCUCAUUUUGCAGCUGAUCAACAAUAAAGCAGAAUAUGCUGAAUUCCUGCACUGCAAAGGAAAGAAGUUUGUGGAUUUUGAUGAAGUGCGGGCUGAAAUUGAGGCGGAGACCGACAGGAUAACGGGCUCCAACAAAGGCAUCUCUCCUAUCCCAAUUAACCUGAGGGUGUACUCCCCAAACGUGCUGAACCUGACCCUGAUUGACCUCCCGGGAAUGACUAAGGUUGCUGUAGGAGAUCAGCCACCAGACAUAGAGCACCAGAUCAGGGAUAUGCUGUUGCAAUUCAUUACCAAGGAAAGCUGUCUGAUCCUGGCAGUCACUCCUGCCAACACUGAUCUGGCCAACUCGGAUGCUUUGAAGAUUGCAAAGGAGGUGGACCCGCAGGGUCUGCGUACCAUUGGUGUUAUAACAAAACUGGACCUGAUGGAUGAAGGGACAGAUGCGAGGGAUAUUCUUGAAAAUAAACUUCUGCCACUGCGAAGGGGUUACAUAGGUGUGGUGAACCGCAGUCAGAAAGACAUUGAUGGGAGGAAAGACAUUCGUGCUGCUCUGGCUGCUGAGAGAAAGUUCUUCCUGUCUCACCCAGCCUAUAGACACAUGGCAGAACGCAUGGGUACACCACAUCUACAGAAAGCACUUAACCAGCAAUUGACCAACCACAUCAGGGAUACCCUGCCUGGUCUGCGCAGUAAGUUGCAGAGUCAGCUUCUCUCCCUAGAGAAGGAGGUUGAGGAGUACAAGAACUUCCGUCCAGAUGACCCGACACGGAAGACCAAGGCUUUGUUGCAGAUGGUGCAGCAGUUUGGUGUGGACUUUGAGAAGUGCAUUGAAGGCUCCGGGGACCAGGUGGACACCAAUGAGCUUUCAGGUGGUGCCAAGAUCAACCGCCUCUUCCACGAGCGCUUCCCCUUUGAACUAGUCAAGAUUGUUUUUGAUGAGAAGGAGCUACGGCGAGAAAUCAGCCAUGCAAUCAAGAAUGUCCACGGUGUCAGAACGGGACUGUUCACUCCAGACCUGGCGUUUGAGGCCAUCGUGAAAAAGCAGAUCGUUAAGCUGAAAACGCCCUGUCUCAAAUGUAUCGAUCUGGUCAUUCAGGAGCUCAUCAACACAGUCAGGCAGUGCACCAACAAGCUCAACUCCUACCCCAGACUGAGAGAGGAGACUGAGAGAAUUGUCACAACUCAUGUCAGAGAAAGAGAAGGGAAGACCAAGGACCAGGUUCUGCUGCUGAUUGACAUUGAGCUGUCCUACAUCAACACCAACCAUGAGGACUUCAUAGGCUUUGCUAAUCUUGACUACAGAAGGCUGGAUGAUGGUAGCUCCCCAGUGUACGGCAACAACAGUGCUCAGCAGAGGAACACGGCUGCAAACAAGAAGAGGGCCAUACCGAACCAGGGUGAGAUUCUGGUGAUCAGGAAAGGCUGGCUAACCAUCAACAUCAGCAUCAUGAAAGGAGGCUCCAAGGAAUACUGGUUUGUCCUGACUGCUGAGUCCCUGUCCUGGUACAAAAAUGAGGAGGAAAAAGAAAAGAAGUAUAUGCUUCCCUUGGAUAACCUGAAGCUCAGAGAUGUUGAGAAAGGCUUUAUGUCCACAAAGCACAUCUUUGCAAUCUUCAACACUGAACAGAGGAACGUGUACAAGGAUCUUCGCCAAAUAGAACUGGCUUGUGAUUCUCAGGACGAUGUGGACAGCUGGAAAGCGUCUUUCCUCAGGGCUGGAGUUUAUCCAGAAAAGGACCAGGAGGAGAAUGAAGAGCCUUGCCCUGCAGAUACAUUCUCCAUGGAUCCUCAGUUGGAACGGCAGGUAGAAACCAUCCGCAACCUGGUGGACUCGUACAUCGGCAUCAUAAACAAAUCUAUCAGAGAUCUUGUGCCCAAGACCAUCAUGCAUCUCAUGAUCAACAGCGCGAAGGACUUCAUCCACUCAGAGCUUCUGGCCUACCUCUAUUCAUCUGGGGAUCAGAACAGCCUCAUGGAGGAGUCGGCUGACCAGGCCCAGCGUAGAGACGAAAUGCUGCGCAUGUAUCAUGCAGUCAAGGAAGCACUGGUCAUUAUUGGCGACAUCAGUACCAACACAAUCUCCACCCCAGUACCACCACCUGUAAAUGACUCCUGGAUGCAGGAAGCCAGUCCGACCGCUCAGCGCAGGCCAACUCCUACAUCAUCCCAACCCCCCAGCCGUCCACCUGCUGUGAGGGGACCAACACCAGGACCUCCCUUGAACCCUUCCCCUGCCUUUGGAGCACCACUCAAUCCCUCUCCGGCCUUUGGUGCACCCCCAAUCCCCUCCCGCCCAGGCCCGCCCAUCAACGCCUUCAAUAGCAGUCAGGAUCCCUUCAGUGCACCCCCACAGAUCCCCUCCCGGCCCGCUCGUGUCCCUCCCAAUAUUCCCAGCCGAAGACCCCCUGGUGCUCCUUCUCACCGGCCCACCAUUAUUCGCCCUGCUGAGCCCUCCCUGCUAGACUAGACCUGUGGCCAAGUCCACCUAAGUGUGUGUGUAUUUGUGUGUGGAUGUGUGUAUCUGCACAAUAUAGGCAGGGGCGGGGGCUCAAGGGGAGGGGCUGACUGAUAGUAGUGCAUAACAUGCAUCAUCCAGCCGCAUUGAUGUCUGUUCAAGCAAUGUUAAUAAGCUGCUAAUAAUGUGUUUAUAAAUGCGCAGGAAAGCAAGCAAGCCCUUAACCACUUGAAUAUUGCAUUUGACUGCUCUAAAAGAGGAAAACAAAUGGCUCAUCUGUGAGAUGCAUUCAGCUUCUGUCAUUAGGAGAUGAUGUGUCAGAUUCAAUAUUUUUUAAAUGUAAUAACUGGUUAAUUUCCUCUACAGUUUAUUUCCUGGCAAGGUUUUCAGCAGAAGUACAUUUAUUAAGUUAUUAACUGGUACAGGCUGGGUUUUUCUCUCCCCUCCCCCACCUUUUUUUUUUUUUCCCUUCAAAAUGAGCCUGGACGGAAGUCUAGGUUUGUCUUUGUAAUAUACACCCAUAACCAGCUGUUCUCUCGGGUCUCCUGAUUUCAUAUUGAAAAAACAAUGGCUUAUUAUCACUGUUUUGUUUUUUUUCUUCCCUUGUGUUGUUUUAUUUGAGUGAAUUUGUCCUUUUUAAAUGACAGUUAUACAUGUAGCUUUAAAAUGAAAUCUUAAUCUCAACAGAGUGUAAAAACAAAGAAAAAAAAAAGAAAAAGAUACAGAGCAGGGUUGUUUGACACUGAGAGAAAUAGCUUCGGUUCCUCUGUCAACUAUUAUUUUCCUCAAUGAAAUGAUGUUAUUCAUUGACCGUUAUAAUCCAAGCACUUCUAACCACCUAGCCUUACAUUAAGCCACUCAUAGCAGGGAUACUGUAGCUUGUUACCAUAACACUAUGCACAAAAGUCCGGGGGGGAUGGAUGCUGUCUGCACUUUCUGGGAAGCUUUCUCCACUAAUUUGGAGAUGAUCACGUCUUGAAUUUUAAUCCUUCUAGUCUCAGUCAUACCUCAGUGAGGCCUACAGCCUUGGAGGAGAGUUAAUUCCUGGAUUAGCGGAUUCAAAUAGAACGGCGCACACGGUACAGUUUUCUCUCGGAGAGGAUAAAACUUGAUGAAGCUGAGGGGUGUGUGGACAGAUCUGUGAUUCAGAGCGUAAAGGUGGUAUUAAGCAUAGAUCAGAUGUCACGUCUCUGUCUGGGCUUAAUUUUCAAGGAAAUUUUCUCUCACUUAUGCUUCCAUGCAUAAAAUGAUCUUGUAUAUAGCUGGCCUAUACUGGGGAGUUGGCUUAUCUCUCAUUUUAUUAUAGGGUAUAUGACAAAGCAUGCUAUCGAUCAUAAUCCAAGCCCAAAAUGUCAAAAUACAACGGUAGUCAUCAAAUUAAAGAAAGCACUAACACUCAUUUCAUAGAUUAGACUUCAAUAAAGGCGGGAAAAGAGGUUAUUUCAUUGUGCUUUAUUUAAAAUCUGGGCAUUUUUUUCCCAUUUCUUUUGAUGCUUUGGUAGCAAUUGUAUCAUCUCUGUGUACAGGUAUGUUCAACUCAGCCCCCCAGCUUCGCCUGGACUGUUAUUUGGGGUUUUGCUACAGGGAUUAUCUGUCUAAACUUGGACAUGCACUUGGUUCAGCUGUGAUUAUUUGAUGAUGAUCUUUUGAUUGCUCUUUGAACGUAUUUGACCAUAAUAAAAUAUAUAUAUAUAUUUUUAAGUCUUUAACGGGAAAUUGGGAGUUACAAUGGGCACUUGUUUUUUGGUUUGAUCAGUAGUGGUGAGCAGGUGCUGGGAUUUGUGGUUUACAAAGGCACAUCCUGUCAAGAGAAGCUCCCUAAGAUGGUAGUCUGCAUCAAGGAAAGAUGAUUAAUUAGCCAGACUGACAAAUCAAAAAAGCUGUUUAAAAAAAAAAAUGCAGCAAGAUCCUAAACCACUGCUUCUUGAGACAAAAUGUGCCUUUUCUUCCUUUCUCAAGGUCUGGCUUUCAGUGACAGCACCAGGAAGAAUACAAUAUUCCUAUCCGGUCUUUAUACUGAAGAUCUUUAAUAAUGGAUCUUCCACACUCCCCAUGGUACACAAAUUUUAAACAACUAAAACAGAUAUUCAUUGGUCUAGAGUUUGUUUAAAUCUCUGUGCUUGUCACUUAGACCUGCCCUUGGGAAGGCUAACCUGUAAAUGGCUUGUCAUAUGGUAGGCUGUGAGCAAACUGCCUUUCUCCCUAAUGGACGUACCCAUCUUUCUUCGAACCCAACUCCUCUCGGACCUGGAAGACGGGGGUUGGAAAACAACCUGCAAACUUUUUUUUUUUUUCUUCAAACCUUGUCAAGUGCCUCUGUAGCAAUUAAUUGAUUUGAAUGAACAACAUGAACAGAUUUAGAAAGGCGAGUAAAUAAAGAGGUGUUGUGUACAAUAAAGGGACUGGCUCUGG
This is a messenger RNA of Pelmatolapia mariae (spotted tilapia), 5376 nucleotides long. RefSeq names its product dynamin 2a (gene dnm2a). Lineage: Eukaryota; Metazoa; Chordata; Actinopteri; Cichliformes; Cichlidae. Bases 307 to 2976 code for a protein of 889 amino acids. The record is from RefSeq and is a predicted model, not a curated record. Gene Ontology annotation, cellular component: synapse; cytoplasm; membrane. Gene Ontology annotation, biological process: synaptic vesicle endocytosis. The transcript is spliced from 22 exons. Gene Ontology annotation, molecular function: GTPase activity; GTP binding; microtubule binding.